Zootermopsis nevadensis is the source of this 3512-nucleotide messenger RNA. Its product is annotated as E3 ubiquitin-protein ligase sina-like. Gene Ontology annotation, cellular component: cytoplasm. Gene Ontology annotation, biological process: proteasome-mediated ubiquitin-dependent protein catabolic process; multicellular organism development. The record is from RefSeq and is a predicted model, not a curated record. Gene Ontology annotation, molecular function: ubiquitin protein ligase activity; ubiquitin conjugating enzyme binding. Lineage: Eukaryota; Metazoa; Arthropoda; Insecta; Blattodea; Termopsidae.
UUUUAAAUGCUCUAAGUCACUUCUGUAAACGAUGUGUGUAUAAUAUGCCUCAGACAGUGGACAACGCAAAAUUAACAUUCGCAUAAUGAAUCCACUAUUGCCACAGCCCAUCAGAGAGAAAAUCUUUCUCAAUAUCAUGUUCUUUGAGUACAAUUUACUAUGUUUCGCUGAGGUUCGAAAAGCAAUUUGUACCAAGAAAUUAUCCUUGUCCGAGAGGACUAGAAAUAUCGUGUACCCAUUGGCCGGAUGUUGGAAGGGAAGCCCUAUCCGACCAGACCGGAUGUUUUUAUCAAAUAUGAGUUUAGGUUACCGCAAAGGCGAGAGAAUUGCAUUGAACAAACAUCAGCAGCGGACUGCACUUGGAGUACUGCCUGUGAAACGUCCAUUUUAUUACUGAACAAUAUGGGCCUGGGAUGGCCACAACUCCUCAAGAAGAACGAGAGGUCGAGCAGUGGUGGAGUGGCGGCAGACAGCGCGUCAGAACUCAGGAAGAUCCUGAGGAACAUUCUGGAGUGUCCAGUGUGUUACGAGUUGCUGCGACCGCCAGUCCUUCAGUGCCUCAACGGCCACAGUCUUUGCGGCAACUGCAUGGCGCGCCUGAAUGGCAGCACCUGUCCCAUCUGUCGGGGCAAGAUGGAGGGCUCGCGCAACCUGGUGGCCGAAGAGCUGUGCCUCCAGAUCUGGUAUCCGUGUCGACACACUCGCUGCUCUGAGAGUUUCGUAUUACGGGACCUGGACACUCACGAAGCCACUUGCGCGUUUCGCCUGUAUCGCUGCCCACUCGUUACGUCGUGGCGGUCCGACGGCUCCGUGAGGGUGUGCGCGUGGACCAUGCCUUGGUGUGAGGCACUGUGCCACGCUCGGCAAGAGCAUGGUAACCAGGUGUGGCGCGGACGGAAACACCACGUCAUCGAUUACAACUUUACCAGUGCUUUCCAAAGGCUUUACCUCAUUUCUGCAUACGAAGAACUGUUUCUUUGGUGUGGUCAGUACAGGCCAAGGGAAAAGAAGUUUUUUGGCGCCUUGAGAUUUGAGGGAUCUGUGAACAAAGCAUCGCAGUUCAGAUAUAUAUUCAAGAUUUCCAAGUGUAUGAGAAGGGAGACGUUAAAAGUGGUAUGCCCUGUCCGUUCUACACCUUUUGAGGAUAUUUUCAGAAAUGAAGGCUGCUGUGUGAUAUUAGAUUUGCAAACCAUAAAAAGAUUUUCAGACGGUGACAAAAUGUCGUUCUUUCUUAAAAUUGACGCGCAAUCUGACACGAGGAAAUAACAUUUAUUCACGAGUUUUUAAAUAUAAUUCAUUUCCUUCAAAGCAAUAAACUGAAAUUCGUUGUUAUGAAAACGCAUCUAACUUGUAGGAUUUAGCGCAGAAAUAAAAGAAAUGAAUGAGUACAGUUGUGACGCGUGGAACAUGUAGGCCUAUCUGCGUGUAUCGGAAAGAAUUCAUCGGCAGCCCGCUGUUGGAUCUGAGUUCUUUUUGACCGUUGUUGGAGCUGGCCUGAAUAAAAUCUAUUUCGAAGACUGUUUAUGAGGAGUACCACUAUCUAGCACCCGUCCUGGGUAAUGUGGAUGGUCGGAAAUGAAGUACCUUCUAACAUCAUUAUCUCUUUAAAACUUACGAAAACGAGGAAUUAUUUUUUUACAAGAUGAUAUUAAUUUAAGAGCUAUUGUAUUCUCCACGUGUCUGUACGUAGUGUGGUUUGCUCUCAUCGGCGCCGUAUUAUGUGACCCUACCCAACAAAGUACCCAGUGACAGGUCUCUCCACAUAAUCAUACCAAGUUUCGUGAUGAAGUGCAAACUCUUCAACUAGAAAGAAAUGCGUUGGUUAUUAUGAACCACAGGGUUGCUUUGCUGUAUCUCAGUAUAACCACAUUACUGCUUGCAUUUCUUCCUACCUGGAAUGAAAAUUUUGCUGUCUCAUCCCAGUUUCAGGUGGUAGCUGUGUUGUUAUUUUCGGGUCGCUUUUGUAACCAUAUCUAGAUGAUGUGCUCAUGUGACGAUGAGAAGUCUAGGUAAAUUAAUUGUGACGUGCGUUUAGAGCUGUUUCAAAUAUUGAUGCGAUGAGAUUGUAGCUUUCACGGCAACUGAAUGCAUUGAAGUCUUUUCGGACGAUCAGCCACGUAAGUAUGGAGUUACAUUAACGUUUCGGAGGUUUUUUGUGUCUCCAUCAUCAGGAAGACUUCUACUCUAUCUGCCCAGGUCUGACAAGGGGCUAACUGAACAAAGAGCUAACAGGCUUCUUAUCCUGUUUCAUAUUUUUUAACUUGAAGACGGAAGCAAAUUCCAGCUCCUGGAGCGUAGUAGUUUCAUUAUUCCAUAAUUUAGAUGAUGGAAAAAGUCCAAAAGAACAAUUUUACGUAUUAUUACGCACAGUUGACAGAAACGUUCAGACUUCGACAAAGUUGGAUACCUCAUGUGGAUAAAUGGCAGAUGAUAGGAUAACCAAUAUGAUUAUGCAGUAGGCUAUAAAAUAAAAUGGCGUCGAGACCGAAGCACACGUUUGAAAAUUUAGAAUGAUUUUGUGAAGUCGGAACAAACUUUAGUGUCUGUGCCAUGAAACGAAGGAGAAGAAGACAAACAUUAUUUUAAACGUUUAUUCUUGGAUAUACUGUUAGCUGAGAGGCUUUAAAUUUUAGAAUAUACAAUAAGAAUCAUUUCCUGAAUUCAUUAUUCAUCGUAUAUUGAAUUUAUUUAAUUCCGUCGUUAAUGGAUGUGAAGGCGGAGGAUUUACCAACGAGUAAUGAGAAUGGUGGGAGGCCAGUGGGAAGAUAAUCCCCACCGACUUUAGUGUACGUUGUGAAAUGCUUCUCCUAGGCCCACUCAAACAAUUCUGCUUUUGUCUGAAAUUGUAGAACAAUAAGUUGGUAUAGAGAGACAUUUUGCUUCCUUUUGUGUCAACGGACGUUUGAGUGGGCGUGUAACUGAAUCUCAUUUCUUUGUUGUUGGCAUCAUCUGUUACAGGCGAACAAGACGUCCCAUUCACGAUAAGUGCCAUGUGAUAAAGUGUAUCACAUUAUACUUCAGUCAGCAUUUGAAAUAUGGAACCAUGGUACUUGUUUUUCGAUAUUACAGUCUCCUACUUUCAUACCUUGCAGAUGAAAUCUGGCACCUGGUGGAAACAAUCAUAUAUUUUUAUUCCUUCUUUGUAUUCAUUGCAUAAAAUGAAUGCAUAAUGGAGGUCACACACAGUUCUUGUCCGUCAGCUUGUUCCACAUCCUCCCAGCUCCCAGGAACUGCAUAAACUAUGUGAUAUUUAAAAUAAAUAUGAUGAAGAACAUGUUAGGAAAAUGAGAAUUUUAUUUAUGUUUUAUGAGUCGGAAUCAGAAAAUAACUGUAUACAGAAUGCCCCAAACAUUAUAAUACGGGAUGCUAACAAUGUUAUUCAUCUGAGUGUGUUGUGCUUGCGAGGGGAGCUAGUGGUGGUUAUUUUGAGCACCUGCACUAAUUCACUAAUUUCCUUUGCUGACGUGUGUAAGUUUUCAGUUCAAUAAAAAGUCUUUAUUUUAUUCAUUGAA